AUGCACAAACUACUGUUGGGAUCGUUCAUCGCGGCAAUCAUUGUAAAUGUGGCUCAUGCGCAGCCCGCGUGUGACGGCAACCGGCAGAGUUUCGCGUGCUCCUGUUCCGACUCUUCCGACGGACUGUCCGUGUCCUGUGAAUACAGGGGCUUCAAGGAGAUUCCCGAAGGAAUACCCGAUGACGUCGUCUCCUUGAACCUCAUGCACAACAAGAUAGAGGAGCUGAAGACAGGCCAACUUGAGCGUUUCAGUAAACUGAAGAGUCUUGUUUUAAAACACAACGGACUCCACACCAUCGACGAAAAGGCAUUUUCGGGACUGAACGAACUUGAGGUGUUAGAUCUCUCGUACAACAAGCUGACGUCAGUUCCCUGCGACGAAUUUCAGUGGACAUCCAACUUAAAGACUCUUCAUAUGACGGAGAAUCUGGUGACGUCACUUUCCGGACAGUGUUUCAGUCGUUGA
Molecule: messenger RNA, 465 nt
Organism: Branchiostoma floridae (Florida lancelet)
Lineage: Eukaryota; Metazoa; Chordata; Leptocardii; Amphioxiformes; Branchiostomatidae
Product: leucine-rich repeat-containing protein 3-like
Exons: 1
Coding region: 1-465 (154 amino acids)
Molecular function (GO): protein binding
Source: RefSeq, a predicted model, not a curated record